Rhagoletis pomonella (apple maggot) is the source of this 550-nucleotide messenger RNA. Its product is annotated as electron transfer flavoprotein subunit beta-like. The transcript is spliced from 2 exons. NCBI's taxonomy places the organism in Eukaryota, Metazoa, Arthropoda, Insecta, Diptera, Tephritidae. Gene Ontology annotation, cellular component: cytosol. The record is from RefSeq and is a predicted model, not a curated record. Bases 38 to 550 code for a protein of 170 amino acids. Gene Ontology annotation, molecular function: electron transfer activity.
UUAUUCCUGCCGUUAACUACCCUACAAGAAUUGUGUGAUGGAAACUAACACAUUCUCAUUUAUCUUACUAACACAUUUGCAAAUUUUGCGUUGGUUAAUUGAUGAUGAUAGUAACCAGACAGCACAAAUGACCGCUGCCGUCUUAGAUUGGCCGCAGGGUACUUUCUGUAAUAAAGUAGAAAAGACAGAUGCUGGCUUGACUAUCACACGUGAAAUCGAUGGUGGUCUAGAGACUAUUAAAACUAAGAUCCCAGCAGUGCUGAGCGCCGAUUUGCGCCUGAAUACACCACGUUAUGCAACGUUGCCAAAUAUGAAGUCAAAGAAGAAGUCAUUAAAGAAAACCACGCCAAAGGAUUUGGGAGUCGAUACAACACCACGCAUCGAGAUUGUUUCUGUUGAGGAGCCGCCUCACAGUGGUUCGGAUAGCAGAUCUAGCUGGACGAAAGUCAAAGUUUUUUUGUUUUUAAAAUACUUAAAUAGCGCUUCUCUUGAUGCUUCGGAUAAGGCCAUAUAUUCGGCCUCUGUGCUAGAGAGCGCGACAGUACGCUGA